AUGGUGUCCAUGGAUAUAGAGGAAGGUSUGUGUCCUUCCUAUGAAACAUACAGGAGACAGUUUCUCUUGUGCAUUAUGAUYAUAGGUUGGCUUCUGAUAAGCAUCAUCACUGCCCUGACCCUGAUUUCAACCUGCUUCAGCCACUGCUACUCCCCGGUUAGCUUUCUUCAGCUGAAGUUCUGGAAAACCUACUUGAAGAAGGAGUGGGAGCUUUUUCAGGCCAAGRCCAAAGACCAUGCAACCAAGCUGGCAGAGAGAAACGUGAAUUACUCUUUUGAAGGCACUGUCCGAGCACAGUUUCAGAUGCCCAGCCACCAGGCCUGGCAGCAGAUCUGCUCCCUGAACAUGCUCGGCGUGGAGGAGCUACAUUACAGUGCGAUACACAGGUACACGGAGACCCAGGCCAGACAGAGCGUGGGGCCUGAGCCGGCCGAACAGAGCACCCGUGGGUCAGUGCAGGAGAUGCAGCACAUGGGUGAAUGA
Molecule: messenger RNA, 483 nt
Organism: Nothoprocta perdicaria
Lineage: Eukaryota; Metazoa; Chordata; Aves; Tinamiformes; Tinamidae
Product: calcium homeostasis modulator protein 6-like
Exons: 2
Coding region: 1-483 (160 amino acids)
Molecular function (GO): monoatomic cation channel activity
Source: RefSeq, a predicted model, not a curated record